ACCCUUCGCUGAGGAACAUGCAAGCGGCGGUGGCGGCGGCGCUGGUGAUGGCGGGAUGCGCGGCCAUAGGCCUGAGCUACUGGUCGGCACGUCCGACCUCCAUGCUGCAAUACAACAUCUUCCAACCCUCUCUCGCUCCCGACCCUCGGUUCUCAAGAAAUGCUGCGAACCGUUUCGCCUAUAGAUCGAUCGGGCAUCAAAAUGGCGGCAGGCCGCAGGAACCGGACAUGCGGGCGACAUUUGCGAAGAUGAGCGCGUUGGAAAAAGUUGCUAAUCAGAUCGAAGAGCACGAGAACCUUUGGGGAUCACACUCGCGCCUGUACAGAAAGCGUGUAGCUCAUCCUGCUCUUCAUCAGCCUAGGAUGACGUACAGUGAACAGAAGACAAAAUCAGAAUCCCAGCCGAUGCAUAAGAUUAAUUUGACGACGAGGAGAAAUGCUGUAAAUUAUGACAAGCUUGGUUUACCGAAGCAUGUGUUCAGAGACCCGAGCGACAAGUACUUGAAGAUAGUGAGCCCUCCUUAAGCUCGG
Messenger RNA from Guillardia theta CCMP2712, 530 nucleotides. RefSeq lists its product as hypothetical. The coding region runs from base 18 to 524 and encodes 168 amino acids. The transcript has a single exon. NCBI's taxonomy places the organism in Eukaryota, Cryptophyceae, Pyrenomonadales, Geminigeraceae. The record is from RefSeq and is a predicted model, not a curated record.